This is a messenger RNA of Galendromus occidentalis (western predatory mite), 625 nucleotides long. RefSeq lists its product as uncharacterized. The coding region runs from base 101 to 625 and encodes 174 amino acids. Lineage: Eukaryota; Metazoa; Arthropoda; Arachnida; Mesostigmata; Phytoseiidae. The record is from RefSeq and is a predicted model, not a curated record. The transcript has 2 exons.
ACCACCUCAGGACUAAGAGCUUCCUCGACAACUAUCAAACUACUGACGACGCGCCGCACUUUGUGCAUUUCUCGUGAACCGCUUACUAUUGAGUGCCACGAUGUUUGCUCGUCAACUUUGCCGCCUCCGACCCGCUCUCACGCGCCGUCUUCCCGUGCGAUCCCGGCACAUGAGUUUGCCGGCGGAAUUCCGGGCCUUGGAUCGAAUGAUGGACGAUUUCUUCAGGCAGCCCAUGAUUCUCAGUCGGCCGAGCUUCAGACGUCGAGACCUGCUUGGCGAAUUCGAAUCCAGACUACACCUACAUGAGAACGACGGAAAACUGAUUGCACAAAUGGGGUUGCCCGAAGGUGUGAAGCCAGAAGACGUGAAAAUAUCUCUCAAGGAUGAUUGUUUGAGCGUCUCCUUCCGCUUCGAAUCGAAAAGAGAGAAUUUCACGUCGGUCAGCGAGUUCCAUGAGAAGCUGAAGCUCGAUCAAGUCGAUUUCGAAAAAAUGGAGGCCAUGGUUGAUACGCAUGAAGGCGUACUCAGGAUCGAAGCUCCGCUCAAGGAUAACAAAGCCGGCGAAAGUCAAGUCAAACUGAAUAUCGACAGGAGCGGCGGAGACAGCAAGAAAAUUGAAUCAUGA